Messenger RNA from Merops nubicus (carmine bee-eater), 366 nucleotides. Its product is annotated as protein FAM72A-like. The annotation marks the transcript as partial. The transcript is spliced from 3 exons. Gene Ontology annotation, cellular component: cytosol. NCBI's taxonomy places the organism in Eukaryota, Metazoa, Chordata, Aves, Coraciiformes, Meropidae. The record is from RefSeq and is a predicted model, not a curated record.
ACCUGUGUUACCAAAACGUUACCGCUGUCAUCACAGCCGCUCUGUAUUUUCACUUUCUCCCCCUCCAGCACUGUUGAUUUCAUCGGAAGCUGCUAUUUCACCGAGAUCUGCAAGUGCAAGCUGAAGAACAUCGCCUGUCUGAAGUGUGGUAACAUCGUUGGUUAUCAUGUGAUUUCUCCCUGCAAACCUUGCCUGCUGUCCUGUAACAAUGGCCACUUCUGGAUGUUUCAUAGCCAAGCAGUCUUUGGCAUCAACAGACUAGACCCUUCUGGUGUGAAUGUCUUGCUCUGGGGCAACUUGCCAGAUUUGGAGGAAAGCACAGAUGAAGACACGUCCUCCAUCUCUGAGGAGGAGUAUAUCAGAUAA